AGGUAAUGCUUGGGAAAUUUAGUUCUCUGCUGUGCUGAUCAUAUCCAGACACAGCUGACACUCUGAGGGAGAGUACCUUUGGACUAGUUUAUCCUCUGGUAUUAAACUCUGGAAUUCACAUAAAGUUAUUUUUUUUAAAACAUCUGGAUCUAUUUUAGAGUUUUAAAAAAGUGUGUUUAUUAUUAGUUUACAUCUGCUGAGACUGUCAUAUCUCUACUGGCUUUCGCCGUUUCUUACUACAUGGCCACGUUCGCCCGCAGCGCACCUCUGCCGGGGGUAGGCACACUUGUUGCGGAUCCGCAGUCUCAGGAGAUUGUAGAGAGCAGCCGCUUGUUGAUACAAAAGAUCCUGCUCUCCAUUCCCGACACGCACAAAUCCUGCAUCCACUCAGAGGGUCUCAAACUCAAUUCCUCAGAAAAUGCAAAGCUUGUUAUCAUGGCGGCCACCAUCGGCAUCCCCUCUGCCCCUGUACUCAGACCUGUAUCAGAAAACUUCAGUGUGGAGACCAGUUUGAGUCGCAUGUCUGAGGGUCUUCAGCUGCAUCGGGCCUUACUGCAGCAAGCUUCUGACUCCCCUCACCUGGAUAAAAACGACAAACUGACCGAGCUGAUGGCUGACAUUAGGGACCUCGUCAUUAAGACCAAUAAGUUGCUGAAAACUGUCCAACGAGAGACUGUGGUGCUGCCCACUCCAACCCCCGUCACCUUAAACCUACCAGGGGAAUAUGAGGUUCAGGUGGCAGCACACCUGAUUCUGGUGCAGCUCCAAUCUUUUGGCCAGGACGUGGACCGCAGCCUCAGGAGUCUGAUCCAGAACAAAGAAGAGGAGACAGAGAUCUAACCACUGGGUGCCAUAGUCUCAUGUCCAAAACGUACAACAUCCUGCCGUUUAUUAUUAUUAUAUUUAUUAUUAUUUAUUUUCUUGUUAAAAAUUAUUUAUUUGUCUUUCUAUUUAUAUCAAUCUAUCUGUAUGUAUUUAUUAAGUAUGGAUUAUUUAUUUUUGAUAGCAAAGUUUUGUCCCUCAGUCUGUUUUCUUUACAGUUGAGGCAACUUUGGUUUUAACACUGGCCUGCUAACCUCUUCUGAUCUUCUUAAAUUAAGUCUACAUCACAGAGCAACAACUGAAAAUGAAAUCAUUUAUCAGUCUGCCAAAACAAACAAUAUGUAUUUCCGUUUUGAUAAAACAAAAAAAAUACACUAAUACUUCUCUCUAUACUGUAGCUGAGUUUAAUAAAAAAUAAAUGUGUGUAAAGACAGCUUAAAGAAAAGCCUUCCUGUCUAUGCAAGCAGGAGAUUAAUUAUACAUUUUGUAAGAUGCUGAAAUGAAAAAGCCUUUACAUUUUUAUUUUUGUAUGAAUUUUUGUAUAAUUGAACUUUAAAUAACACUGUACAUGUUUGUAUUUUUUAAUUUUUCAAUAAAAAAAAAAACCCUCUUUCCUGAAAA
Messenger RNA from Larimichthys crocea (large yellow croaker), 1443 nucleotides. RefSeq names its product colony stimulating factor 3 (granulocyte) a (gene csf3a). Bases 241 to 840 code for a protein of 199 amino acids. Gene Ontology annotation, molecular function: cytokine activity. The record is from RefSeq and is a predicted model, not a curated record. Lineage: Eukaryota; Metazoa; Chordata; Actinopteri; Sciaenidae. The transcript has 5 exons. Gene Ontology annotation, biological process: positive regulation of myeloid cell differentiation.